Mustela lutreola (European mink) is the source of this 882-nucleotide messenger RNA. RefSeq names its product ral guanine nucleotide dissociation stimulator-like. NCBI's taxonomy places the organism in Eukaryota, Metazoa, Chordata, Mammalia, Carnivora, Mustelidae. Bases 56 to 796 code for a protein of 246 amino acids. The record is from RefSeq and is a predicted model, not a curated record. The transcript is spliced from 4 exons.
UUCACCUCAGGGGGAAAAUGGCUCAACCAGGAAGAGGACGAGGACCUCACUGCUGAUGGCGGAGCGGGCCGACAAGCUGGAGGCCGCCAUUGAUCACCUGGUGCCUGCCGUCCUCAGACAAGAUCUACACUGUGUCCACACCUUUCUGGACACAUACGACACCUUUGCCGGCACCGGGGAGGUGCUGGACCAACUAUGUGCAAGAUUCGGGUGCUAUUAUUCCACGUAUGAAGAGGUCAAGAGAUCCCAGGAGCAGCGAGACAUGGCCAUCUAUGCCAUCCUAAACACCUGGGUGGAAAAGUAUCCAGGGGAUUUUGUGCAGCCUCCGGAGUUUCCCAGCUUGCAUACGCUGCUAGCCUACCUGCAGGUCUAUGUGCCGGGCUCGGACCUGCAGAGCCGUGCCCAGCUUCUGCUGCCAGAAAGUCAAUGCCCUCCCAGAGAGGCCACGGAGCCAGAGGCUGGGGCACCGGCCCCAGAGCAAAAUCUGGAAGUUGUUCCAGCAGCCCCUCUGGCACCCGCUACAUCUCUGGAGCCUGAGCUGGUCUCCACCAUCCCUGCUGCAGCAGCUCACAGUGGGUUAGGGAGACCAGUGACCCCAGCUGACCCGUUGGGACCAGGGCAGAUGGUCGUCAGGGCCCUCGUUCACUUCUCUGCCACGGAAGAGCCACCUGGCAUUUUGCCUUUACUGGAUGACCAGCAGGUUGCUGUCCCUGAGCUGCUGCCCCCUGCCUCCGUGGAGCAAGCAGGCUGGGCCCACAAGCUGCCGCCCCCUGUCUCCAUGGAGCAAGCAGGCUAGGCCCCUGAGCAGCAGCUCGUGCUGGUUGGACCCCCAGAGCAUAUAUCCCCCUCCCCAGUCAUUUCCUUUUUUAUCAUAUUUGUAUU